Bubalus bubalis (water buffalo) is the source of this 684-nucleotide messenger RNA. It is a transcript of the gene LAMTOR4, whose product is annotated as late endosomal/lysosomal adaptor, MAPK and MTOR activator 4. The coding region runs from base 137 to 385 and encodes 82 amino acids. The record is from RefSeq and is a predicted model, not a curated record. The transcript has 4 exons. Gene Ontology annotation, cellular component: Ragulator complex; lysosome. Gene Ontology annotation, biological process: cellular response to amino acid stimulus; positive regulation of TOR signaling. Lineage: Eukaryota; Metazoa; Chordata; Mammalia; Artiodactyla; Bovidae. Gene Ontology annotation, molecular function: guanyl-nucleotide exchange factor activity.
AUCGGCAUCCUGGGGGCGGGACUAAAGUCGGGCAGGGAAGGGCCGGAGGAGGAGACCGCCGGGUGGAAGCACGUGACCGCGGCCUGGAGCCGGAAGCUAGGUCUGGCUGCAGGCGCCCCCAGCACCUAGAGCUGCGAUGACUUCUGCACUGACCCAGGGGCUGGAGCGAAUCCCCGACCAGCUUGGCUACCUGGUGCUGAGUGAAGGCGCGGUGCUGGCGUCAUCUGGGGAUCUGGAGAAUGACGAGCAGGCUGCCAGCGCCAUCUCUGAGCUCGUCAGCACGGCCUGCGGUUUCCGGCUGCACCAAGGCAUGAGCGUACCCUUCAAGCGUCUGUCGGAUGCAUCUCCCCUUCAGUGGUCUUUGGAGAACACACGCUGCUUGUGACCGUGUCGGGACAGAGGGUGUUUGUGGUGAAGAGGCAGAACCGAGGCCGGGAGCCCAUUGACGUGUGAGCCUGCCCGAGGGCGAGGGGCAGAGGAGGAACCUCUGUGAUGAGAAAGAUGGGAACCUCCACGGCCUCUCUCUUGGUGCCACUAGAACUAAAGCUGUCUGCUCACCCGCUUCCCCACCCCAACCUGGAAGGGCAGAGGCUCGGGGACUUUGUACUCUGUUAAGGAGAGUGAAGGUGAGGGGACCUCCCUUCUCCUCAGCCUCCCUAAUAAACAUAAGUGUGAUGUUCCUGG